AUGAGUAUCACCUUGCAAGAUAUAGAGGUAAUGCUGGGGAUUCUGGUGAAUGGGUUGCCUGUCACUGGGAAGACAAACAUGAAAUGGGGCGAGGUGUGCCGAGAUUUGUUGGGCCAUGAACCUCCGCCCAUGAUAUCGAACUCAAACAGGUCUAUCCUUGCUGGGGCGAGGAUAAGAUACAAGUGGCUUGAUGCACGGUUUGCUGCUCCCCCAGCUGCGGACACCAGUGAUGAAGUAGUGCAGCAACAUGCCAACUACCACUUACUUGUUUGGAUGGGGGCCCUGUUGUUCUUGGACAAGUCGGCGGACCGGGUCUCACUCUUGCCUCUUCAGUUCCUUAACCCAAUCAACAAUGCGAGACAGUAUAGCUGGGGUAGUGCAGUAUUGGCCUGGCUCUACAGGCACCUUUGUAGUGCAUCGAAGAAGGAUGCGAUGCAAAUUGAAGGAGCACUAUUGUUGGUGUAG
Molecule: messenger RNA, 465 nt
Organism: Quercus robur (English oak)
Lineage: Eukaryota; Viridiplantae; Streptophyta; Magnoliopsida; Fagales; Fagaceae
Product: serine/threonine-protein phosphatase 7 long form homolog
Exons: 1
Coding region: 1-465 (154 amino acids)
Source: RefSeq, a predicted model, not a curated record